This is a messenger RNA of Astyanax mexicanus (Mexican tetra), 3241 nucleotides long. RefSeq names its product DNA topoisomerase 2-alpha-like. Gene Ontology annotation, biological process: sister chromatid segregation; DNA topological change; resolution of meiotic recombination intermediates. Gene Ontology annotation, cellular component: nucleus. The transcript has 28 exons. The record is from RefSeq and is a predicted model, not a curated record. Gene Ontology annotation, molecular function: DNA binding; DNA topoisomerase type II (double strand cut, ATP-hydrolyzing) activity; ATP binding. The coding region runs from base 363 to 3026 and encodes 887 amino acids. Lineage: Eukaryota; Metazoa; Chordata; Actinopteri; Characiformes; Acestrorhamphidae.
CUCCAUUCCUCUGGGGGGCGCAGCGUCUUUUAGUGUUUAGGUAGUCUCUCCUCAGUUGGCUGAGAGCUCUGCUGGAGAGAGGUUGGUAGAAUUCAGUCUCUGGUUAAAAGUGUCUAAAAAGAGUUCAAUAUGUGUUAAAAAGUGUUAAAAAAUAGUUUAAUAUGAAGCGUAAGGCCUUUAAAUGUAAUAUUCUGGAUGUUUUAAGGAUGGAUGAUCUGUAUUUUUAACUAAAUCUUCGAGUGUAUGUUUGAGAAGUGUUAGUUAGCUACAGCUUCCUGUGUUUAGUUCAGUCCUAACUCUCCCUCCAUUUUGUGUGGUUUUGGGGAUCAUGCAGUGAUUUGUGCAGGCAGACACGAGGCUGGAUGCUAUUUCUCACAGCUUUCUAUCUUGUACAUCCAGUAAACGCUGUGGAGAACAAGCGGAGAGACGGCAGCACCGACUGCAUCAAGAUCAAGAUUGACCCUGAGAGAAACUCCAUCUGGAUCUGGAACAACGGAAAGGGGGUUCCUGUGGUGGAGCACCAGGUGGAGAAGGUCUUUAUUCCUGCGCUGAUCUUCGGUCAGCUGAUCUCCUCCAGCAGCUGGGAUAAUGUAGAAGAUGAAGAUGAUCAGCAGAAGAUCACAGGUGGGGGAAAUGGUUAUGGUGCAAAGCUGUGUAAUAUCUUCAGCACCAAGUUCACAGUGAAAACCGCCUGUACAGAGUCUGAGCACAUUUUUUUCCAGACUUGGUUUGAGAACAUGAGUCGUGCCGGUGAGGCGGAGAUCAACCCGUUCAGCGGUAAGGACCACACCUUCGUCACCUUCCACCCAGACCUGAGCAGGUUCCAGAUUAGGUCGCUGGACCGAGACACCGUGGCCCUCAUGACCAGGAGAGCGUAUGACGUCGCCGGGUCCUCCCCGGGUGUGCGGGUCUACCUCAACGGCACCAGGCUGCCUGUGGAUGGAUUCCGGAGUUACGUGGAUUUGUACCUGAAGGAUGAAGUGGACGAGACGGGCUCUCCUCUCACUGUAGUGCACGAAGUGGUGAACCCACACUGGGAAGUGUGUCUCACCAUCAGUGAAAAGGGCUUUCAGCAAGUCAGUUUGGUGAACAGCAUCGCCACCACAAAGGGAGGAACUCACAUCGACUACGUUACAGAUCAGAUCGUCUCACAGCUGAUUGAAGUGCUGAAGGAAAAGAACAAAGCUGCUGAGGAUCUCCAGCCAGUCCAGGUGAAGGAGCUGAUGUGGCUGUUUGUGAACUGCCUGAUCCAGAAUCCAACCUUCGACUCUCAGACCAAAGAGAGCAUGACUCUCCAUCAGCAGAGCUUCACAUCUGCCUUCAGCCUCAGCCACAACUUCUUCAAUCAGGUCCAUCACUUCAUCCUAGUUGUGACAAACCGGGUUCUCACAGACUCAUAUCUAGAACACUCUGAGGAAAUGCAGCUCUGUCUCCACCACUGCGAGAUCACAGUGAGAGCACAGCCUGGCCUCUCUGGGAGCCCAGCUCUGUCUGUGACGCCCAGUUUCUACAGCCAGACUGUGCUCACUGAGUCUGUACCUGGUUUGGGUUCCUGCACAGCCACGGAGUUCAGAGAGUAUUUCAGGAACCUGGCGAGGCAUCGAAUUCCCUUUAAGUUCUCGGGUCCUGCGGAUGAUGAGGCUAUCGACAUGAUCCCCCUGAUCCCCCACUCCUGCUGGUUGCACGACAUCCCCUGCCUGGCGGACGGUCUGACAUCAGUCCAGAGGAAGGUGUUGUUCUGCUGCUUCAAGCGGAAGGAUAAGAGGGAGGUGAGCGUGGCUCAGCUCGCCUCUUCUGCUGCAGAGAUGACUGCUUACUACAUUGGAGCGGUUCCUCUGGAGAAGGUCAUCGUGGGUUUGGCGCAGAACUUUGUCGGUAGCAACAACCUGAACCUGCUUCAGCCUUUGGGUCAGUUCGGCACUCGGCUGCUCGGAGGCCGAGACUCGGCCUGUGUCAGAUUCCUGUUCACCGAGCUCAGCUCUCUCACCCGACUGCUCUUCCCUUCUGUGGACGACGUCCUGCUCAACUACAACUACCAUGACGGCAUGAGGGUGGAGCCUGAGUGUUACCUUCCCAUCACGCUUUAUUACACACAUCAUCAAUCUCACGUUAAGUGCUGUUAUUUCUCUCCUGAAAACGGUUUGAGAACCACUGAGCAUAAUGGUAGUUCUGAAAGUAAGUUUUAUAUGUUUUACAGCAUUCACUUAUUCUUCCUCUCUCUCUCUUUCUCCCUCUCUCUCUUUCUCUCUCUCUUUCUCCCUUUCUUUCUCCCUCUCUCUCUCUUUCUCUCCCUCUCUCUUUCUCUCUCUCUCUCUCUCUCUCUCUCUCUCCCUCUCGUUCAGCUUCCCAGUUAUAAGGGAUUCAGGGGAACCGUUGAGGAGCUGGGGCAGAACCAGUACAUGAUCAGUGGAGAGGUGGAGAUCAUGGACUCCACCACUAUCGUUAUCUCGGAGCUGCCUGUAAAAAGCUGGACUCAGACCUACAAAGAGACUGUGCUGCAGGAGAUGCUGAACGACUCUGAGGAAGAACCGGCCCUGAUCACCGACUACGAGGAGCAGCACACCGACAACACGGUGCGCUUUGUGGUGAAAAUGACCGAGGAGACGCUCCAAGCUGCUGCUGCUGCAGGUCUGCGCCUCAACUGCAAACAAAUGGCUGAGAGUGAGGGAGGUGUGGAGAUGAUGAUGAAGGUGAUGAUGAUGAUGAAGGUGAUGAUGAUGAUGAAGGUGAUGAUGAUGAUGAUGAAGAUGAUGAUGAAGGCUGAGAGUGAGGGAGGUGUGGAGAUGAUGAUGAUGAUGAUGGAAGUUGAGGAAGAGGAAGCAGGAGAAGCUGUGGACACGGGACCGGCUGCUCCUCUUACCGAGAAAGCAAAGAAAAGGUCUAGAAAGAGGAAAGGUAACAGGAAAAGAAAAGCUCCUGCAGUGGUUGAGCUCAGUGCUGUUCCUAACCGAGGAGAUUCUGCUGUUCAGCCUCCAGCGAAAAAGAAGAAGCAGCAGAAUAAAAAAAGAAGCAGCAGCAGAAUCUAAAAAAUGUAUAGAAAAGGAGAGAUUUAUCCAGUACUGUUCACAAAGGUUUACAUCUGUUUAUAGCUGAGCUAAUCUGUUUUAUAACUGAGCUAAUCUGUUUUAUAACUAAGGAAAUCUGUUUAUGACUGAGCUAAUCUGUUUUAUAACUGAGCUAAUCAGUUUAUAGCUGAGCAAUGCUAAACAUAUAAUAAAUCUAAUUAGUGAGACUUUAAUAA